Messenger RNA from Melanaphis sacchari, 561 nucleotides. RefSeq lists its product as uncharacterized. Gene Ontology annotation, molecular function: RNA binding. Lineage: Eukaryota; Metazoa; Arthropoda; Insecta; Hemiptera; Aphididae. The record is from RefSeq and is a predicted model, not a curated record. Bases 128 to 499 code for a protein of 123 amino acids. The transcript has 2 exons.
CGUUGAAUAAUAUUUAAAUAAACUACAGAGAAGUAUUAGUGUAAAUACUAAAACAGUAAGUAGUGCAUUUAACUUUCGACAGUUACAGUAUUUUAUGAAUAUUGAGAAUUAAGUAUAAGUCAUAACUAUGUCUAAAAUGGGUAUAACAUGGUUUUUUGUAUUAUUAAUAUCAUUCAGUUUGUGUAAAGCUGAAGAUGGUACAACGAUAAAGAAACCUAUCAAUUUAUCUAUGGUUGAUAGCGAUGAAUAUGUGGGCCUUUUGGAAAAUAGUUCUAAGUCUACACAGGAAUUUUUGAUGUGGAUUAAGGAAAAUAUUCAAGAUAAUAUUCAAUGUACAGAUAUUGGAAUCGAUUCAAUGAAAUGCGAAACUGAGGGAGGAUCAAACAUUGAAACUACAUUAGAAGUUUGGAAUCGAUUACCAUCAUCUAUACGAGAUCAGUGGGAUAUAACUACCAUAAGUAAUAAUUCACAAGAUAUUAUCAACUUUACUACCGAUUAAUAAUAAAGAUAAAACAUCCGAAAUAAAUAAUAUUGUUAUGAAUUAAUUUUUAAAAAUAAACU